This is a messenger RNA of Miniopterus natalensis, 2762 nucleotides long. The record is from RefSeq and is a predicted model, not a curated record. Lineage: Eukaryota; Metazoa; Chordata; Mammalia; Chiroptera; Miniopteridae.
AUGGCAGCCACUUUUUCAUUAUUUCUUUUUUCUUUUGUCGCCUACCUUUUUGUUUUACACUCAUUUUUUGGUUUGCUUUUAAAAAUCCUCCUCUUUGUUGUUUGGCCUGUUUGUUUAUUUUUUCCCCCAGCUUCUUUUUGUCUCUCUGCCUGUUGCUGCUUUCCUCCAUUUCUUGCCCGCAUUGCGUUUUUAUCUCCCUGGCUCACUGUGUGUGUCUGUUUUCCCCUGUUCACUUCUUCAGGCCCAGUCUCCUUCCUAGCCCCUCCUUCCACGUGGAGAUGGACAGGGAUGGCAGGAGGCCACAGCUCCCUUGACAACAUCACUGAAGUUGAUGCUGACGAUUGCCUGCGCCAUGGAGAAGGCAGGUAGUGCUGGGUGGGAGAUGAGCUCCUUGGAAGUCACCGAGUCUGGAGGGACAGUGAAGAACUCAGUCCUGCCAGAAAACCUCUGCCUAAACCAUGGCAGCAGUUCUGGGGGCUUGAGUGUUGGCACCCGCUGCUGGGAUGGAUGUUGCUGGCCAGCAACUUCAGACAGCUGGAUUUUAGGCCUGAGCCCUAUUUUGAGAAAGAAGUCCCCAUUUUUUAGCCCAACGUAAAGGGUUUUUAGUUUCUGCUGUUUCUAUAAUUGCAGGACCCCAGCCCAGGUAUUCAAGAGCUCAACAACAUGCUUUUGGACGCAAGGGAGAGUCCUUUCUAAACAUGUCCUGUGAUUCCUCUUACAGAUAUGCAUGUGCCCUGAGGCCUAGAGCUGCCACUUCUGCCCUGAGGCCUCAUAGAUUUGGAUGUUCCUCACAGGAGACUUUUUAAAGUUGUCACUUACUCAUUGAGUGUUCACUGGAUGCCAAGGUACUGUGUGGUAUAGUCUCCCCACUUCACAAGUGGGGGAACAGGCAGAGAGGGACAAGCAAAUGACCAAGAUUAUGGAGCACAUAGAUAGCAGGAUUAGGAAUCGAACUUUGAUAUGUCCGAUGCUAAAUCCCUUACUCUGAACUGUCAUUGUUGUCUUCCCAAUCUUUUAAACUUUUUCAACUUUAGCCCACAAUAAGAAAUCCUUUUGGCAUGUUCACAUACUAUAUAACAAUAGCUACAUAUUUAUAAAACAACUUUUCAUGAGAGUGCACAAGGCACUCUGAAAGUCUCUACUCCAUUCUACCUUUUCCAUUUCCUUCUGGUUAUGGAAAACCUACGUUGGUUGGAGUCCCUAAGAUAAUUUAGUGACCCACUAAUGCGUUGUGACUAACACUGGAAAAACAUUGCCUUUAGGACAUGCAAAUACGUGCCUGUGUCGCGCAUGUGGCAGCGUCUUGGUGUGUUUCACUAUCGGUGUGUGAGACGGCUGAGGCAGUGUAGCAUGCUGACUUGAGAGCUCCCUAGAAGGGAAGGUGGUUGUCCAUCCUCGGGCUCCCUCCAUUGCUUGCAGGGCUGCUGGCCCGCAGUAGCCGUGCACUGAGGAAGUGGAUGCUCACUAUUUAUCAGGCAGCCUGUUCCACUAUUAGACUGCUUUAAAUAUAAUGAUCAUUGAUUGAGCCAAAAGUCAAGUAGGUAUUACCGGAGCACCAACUAUGUACCAGGCACGAUACCAAGUACCAGGAAUGCAAAGGUGAGUAAGUCCUGCUUUCUGUUAUCAUCUACUCUGUGAACCAGUAACAUGGAAUAACUUUUUCCCGCUUCCACACUCCUUCUCCACUAGGGGUUUGUUUGGUCAUUCUUUGGUUGGUUCACUCAUUCAUUCAUUCAUUCAUUCAUUCAUUCAUUCAUUCAUUCAACAAGCUCAUACUGAUGGUCUACUCUGUGGUAAGUCUGAAGAAGUUAUGCCCACCCCCCACCCAAGGCGUUUCAUUUUGAGGCCCCCCACCUGUAGUUUCUCUAGUGCUUCAUAUAUUAUAGUUUUCCAGAUCUCUGGACCACUGAGCUCAGAAACCCUUUAGUUUGUCAUUGACCUUCUUAAAGUCACUCAGCAUUCAGAAUAAUGGGAAUAGAAUAUGUUUCUUUUUAAAGUUUCAAAUUAACUAUUUUAACUGAAUUUUUGGCAGUCUUUCGUAUGCAAAUGACCCUGCAGAGCAUAAUAUUUUCCCCCAAAGUAGGAGAUUGAAUUUAGACAUGGAUAUGAAAAGACUUUCAUUACAAGGAAAAGGGGUGUUUAUUCCCUCCAAAUUUGACUACAGUUCUAAAUUCUAUCAAUGCAAAGUUCUUUUGUCAUUUUGACUUUAGGACACUGUUACCUAACCUUGUGGGAAAUAUCAAGUUCCAAAAACAUGGAGGAAAUAAGCAGUUACUGGACCCAGAGUGAAUGUUUGGUCCCUAUGAAAAUGACCAGGAAGACUGUUAGCUAGAGGUUAUUUAAUGAUUUGUGUGUACUUGAGUAAUGAAGUCCUAGAAGUACUGAAGUACUAGAGUACUUCUUCCCCUACCACAUGGUACCAUCACAGGGUGCUUUUAAGUGAGCUGCAGCAAGCCCUAAUGCUCAUUUAAGAGCAUUUAUUAAGUAAGUGAGGUAAAGCUGUGGUUUUCUUCUUUCAUUUUUAGGAUUUGUAUAACAUUGUAAGAGACAAACACUUUCAACUACUACUAUCACGGCUGUUUCCAGUCAUUGAUGGGAAGAUUGUCUAUAUUGCAGCUUUUGCAUAAGCAAAUUUUGGUUUCAACUUCUUUUUAACAUUAUCAUCUAGUAAACUUUCUUAAGUAGCAUGACCUUGACAUCACCACCUCUGUCUGAUCUUUUAAAUAAUUUUUUAAAUUGAUUUUAGAGAGAGAGGAAGGGAG